AUGCGAAGUGGUAUACACCACGAACCUGAGAUAAAUAAUUCGGACUUACUAAAGCCUUCUGCUGCGGAGACAUCGGCGCGACAUCUAUACAACAACCUUCUCAGUCGUUCUCCUGGACGAGACCUGCUUAGUAGGAAAGGAGGCAAAUCCAUCAAGGAUUUUACGCAGGACUGGAUCAAUCAAUAUCUCUCAGGGCAACCACGAACGGAGCGAAGCAACUGGCUGAGCGACGACUCCGGUAGCGAGGCCCCCUCGUUCUUUACCGCGCAGAACCAUUUUGCCGACGACGCUUCGGACGACUGGCUUGGUCUGGAGGAGGAUAGGCGUGGCGAGGACCUGCUUAGAACCCCAACACUCGCCGACUUUGUGAGCCGACGAGCUCUUGCUGCUAACGGCGAGAAUAGUUUGGGCCGUCAGAAACUCAAGGAUUCUCUGCACAAACGAACUGACACGCUCCGACAAGAAGACUUUUGGGGGUUCGCAUACGACAAGGAUCCCCAGUCACUUACCAUGACAGAGGUAAAGGAUACAUCACAUUCAGCGGAGAUGGAGACCGGCAAGGCGCCGUCGCCGGCUGAGAAGCCGCUGCCUCCGCCUCCAGCAGACGCUGAUAGCGAGCCCCAAUCAAUCUCGCACCCCUCUGAGAGCUCAUCCACUCCGGUACCAGUAAAAAAGCCAGCUCUGGACAAGGAGCUGCCUACGCCAACGCCAACGCCCAGACCCAGGAAGAAAAUCGUCUGGCGCGGGAAGGCCUGCAUUAUUGCCAUCCCUGUCGAUGACAAAAGGGGCACGGAGGAGUCUGGGUACCGUUUACUGUCAGUCGAAGACGUGCAGCAGCGGCUGAGACACUGGGAAGAGGAGGGCUAUGACAUCCGUGGCUUCACUGUCGGCGCGCCUGAGGACUUGUCAGAUCUCAAACUGGGUGGGCUAAGUCGUCCGUCAUUCCCCGACUUUAAGGAUGUCCAGGAGGAGUGGGAGGCCGGAAAAUGCACUGUCAGCAUUCCAGAUAAAGCCGAAUGGGAUGCGUAUGUCAACUGGCUUCAGGAGGAGAAGUUGCGGGCCCUCGGAGUCUCACUUGGAGAUGAGGAGAUGCCACCAUCCGUCUCCCCUGCUUCUGCUGCUCUUAGCCAGAUGGCCCCUUUCCCCGGACUUAUCGCAUCGCCGCCGAUUCCCACGGCUUCAGCAACCAGCAACCCGCUAUCGAUUCCCCACCAUUUCUCGCCUCACUUCAAUCAGUCGGCGAAUGCAAGUAAUGGCAUCGCUUCGUUGGCGUCUCCGGCCUCCCAAUUCAGUGUACAGACGCCGUUCUUCGGCGUGGAGCAGAACCUUUUGCCGGGGUAUCUUCCGUUCCAACCCACACCCCCCGCUCAAGGCGCUCUUACUCCCCAGAGUUUCUUCAAUGUACGCCAAGGGAAUGUUGCCUCGACUAUAGGUGGAAAUCUUCCCAAUUUGACGUCGAUUCUGUCGCCAGUUUCUCCUUUGCAUGAUCAAGGCGCAUUCCAUCCAGGUCUGGAGGACCCAUCAGUCCCAUCAAAGGAUUCUCAGUAUGGGCACUUCGACCAUGGUCCGCAGGAAGCUGUGCCAAGAGGUGCCCACCCACGCGCAGAAACGCCGGAUCACUUCCACGCGUCAAACGUCGAAAUCGCACAGCCGACACCGCGUGGUCACAGUCGCGGCCAUAAUCUCAGCGAAACCCUUCAGAAAGGCCUGGACCAGGUUGGCCCCUCUGAUUAUCAUCUGGAGGAAUCAAUAGAACGGCAACUUGACGAGGAUGAUCGAGAGCCAAUCCGAAACAACCUGCACAACUCUGAGCUCUUCCACUCACGAUGGGCAUUGCCGGAUAACGACCACCAUGGAAUGCAACGCGUACCUCAACAUCUACAACAAUUUUACGGCGAGAACUACGUGCAAGCUCACGCCAACGAAGGAUCGGAUAUCGACACAAAUCCGAGUCUUUCUGGUGCUCCUCACGGACAUGGGUCACUUACCAACAACAUCCCCUGGCAUGAACCCAAACCAAGCACAGGUUCAUUCGUCGGCGGACACAAGUCGAAGCUCUCAACCUCGACCCUCAAUGUGGAGGCGAGGGAGUUUGAUCCGACCGGCGCGUCGACUGCGCAGAACUAUCCGCCCCAAGGCAAUGCAUUGCAAGUCUCAGGCAUGGGAGGCCCUGCGUUUACUUUUGGGGCUGGAGCAAACUUCUUACCUGCUGGUGGUUUCAAUGUUACUGCUCCCGCGUUCAUGCCGGGCGAUGCCAAUAUUACCCAGCACCACAAUGUCCCCUCUUCUGGUGAAUUCAAAUUCUCCUCCGCCUCGUUCAACGUUGCUGCUCCGACCUUCAAUCCAACCGGCAACCUUGGCCCCUCAACAUCUGCCCAGACUUCGGCCAGCCGAACCAAGAUCUUUGGCGACAUCGAUCUUUCCCAGAUUACUAAACCUCCUAAGAAAUCCAAAGCCAUUCCCAUCGUCCGUCCCGAUGAUAACGCCCAGGAUAAUAAGAACAAAGCCAACGCCGAAGACGACCAUGGUCGGGUUUCAUCGGACCGUCACAAGCGUGUUCGUCGUGGCGAGAGUCCUGAAGGAGAAGCUCAAUAUGCUGUACCCAGUCAUCCCCUGACAGAAACGACCAAUGCUCAAGGGUCUCAAGCGUCAAAUAUUCCUCGAGACGUGCCUGCGGAGGGCAAAGAGAAUGAGGUACCGGGACAAAUUGCACACGACCUGAACCAGAAGGAGGCCUUUGACAAGGAGAACAAAUCUGUGGAACGAAACGACACGCCCGUCAGUGAAGCGUCAACAUGGACUCCGUUUGACACCAAGGAAGUAAGGGCAGAUGUACAGCCAGAGUCCCAAGAACAAGAGCAAGAGGGCGACAAGGUCACGCAGGAAGCCGCUCCUCUGGUGGCUGGAGCCGCUGUUAACGAAGAGGCUUCGACAAAGAAGACCACAGAGACUAGCGCCAAGAGCUCAUUCCUCAAACCGACUGCAAAACCAUUCGAAUUCAAACCUGCCGUCCCUGAAUUUGUGCCGACUGUUUCCGAGCAACCCAAGCCUGUACCUACCCCUGAGAAGCCGCGGAAUGAUCUCAUGGCGUCACGUUAUGCUGUUGUAAGCCCUACUGCUUCUCCCAGGCGGGAUUCGGUACCCUCUGAGUCUGUCGAGCCUGUGGCUCAUGCAGACGAUGACGUCCCUGCAGUCGCAGCGGAUGUGCCGGAGGAUGAUCUUUCAGGGCCUGUUUCUGAGGCGGACUCCCCGAAUGAUGAGGAAUUGAACGCUGUCAUGGAGCAGCUCAAUGACGACUCUGACGUUGGCAUCGAGAGGUUGAGCACCCCUCGGCCUGCAUAUGAGCCGCCAGAGUCAGCACUGGGACCGUCCAAAGAGAAAAGACACGUCCAUGCAGACAUCCGAAGCGAAGCACCCAGCCCAAGCCCGGGACGGGGCCCUGUGGCUCAAGCUCUUGAGGUUCCCAAACUUGAUUUCGACGCAUAUUCCCAGGCGUCCAUGUCUCCUUCUAGGGGUGUCAUUGGCGGCAGCCAUUCACCCGUUCGGCAGCUGAUCAGCCGCAACGAACAUAUCAGUGACUGGGAUGAUGUGAUCUCCUCCGGCGAGGAUGAGAAGUUGGUCAACAGAAGCCGGUUCUUUGACCGCCGCGUCAACGAUCUCAUCGGCUCGGUCAUUGAAGAGCGUCUUUUGCCUCUGGAACGUGCUUUGGAAGCCAUUCAGGAAUCGGUUAUGAUGGUUACGUCUGGUGCGCAUAACAAAUGGCUAAGGAGAAGCGUGUCUGCCGAAAUUGAAGAAAGCGAUGCCGACGACGAAGACGACGAGUACGAUGAGCACGGUUCGUAUAGAGCGAGGUCGCCUUUCGCUCGGAGAGAUCGCAAGCUCGAGAGACUGAAGAACGUUAUUUUGGAAGCUCUCUCCACUCGCGAACAGCAGCAGCUCCCAGAACCCAUCGAAAAUGCUGAAUUGACGAAACUGCAUGACAUGGUCGCGGAGCUUCAUUCCUUGAGUGCACGAAAGUUUUCAGAAGAUCCCAUGGCCAAUCUGAAGGAGAUGAUGCAAGAGGUCGUUUCAAGCCAGCUGGUUCAGUACCAACCUCGACCUUCUGAUGCAGAGGAGAUUGGUGCCGACAGUCUUAUGCUGCAGAUCGAUGGCUUAAAGAAUAUGCUACGCCUUACCGAUGAGCGAGCCGAGCAGGAGUACAAACUGCGCAGAGAGGCACAGGACUCUGUGGCGGAGCUUCAGCGACUUUUGAAGCUUGCGGAGGAGGAAGCCGCUCGUCAUAGCGAGGCCGCCGAAUCUGCUGAAGCUCGUCUGCUCCAGUUCAAGGAGGAAAAGAUCCCUUAUUUUGAACAGAUCCAGUUCCGAUUCGACACCCUGGAACAGGAACAUGCCACGCUCAAGCUUACCCUUGCCGAAGUCUCUUCAAAGAAUAUCUCUCUUGAGGGUACUCUGGAUGAGUACCGGUUUUCCAGCGACAACUGGAAGCGCGAGAGUGAGCAAGCGAAGAGCGAGCUCGAGAAAACGAAGGCAGAAAACGAGAAACUCCGUGGCACCAUCGACCACCUCAAAACUCGGAUUGAGGAUGGCCUGAGUAUCCGGCAGAAUCUGAGUGAGAAGUUCGACCGUCUUCAGGACGAGAUGGUGGCUGUGACUAGGGAUAUCACCAGAGACCAGGCUUCAUGGCGGAGGCGGGAAGAGGAGCACAUUGCGAAAUAUAACGAGCUACGGACGGCUUAUAGCCGAGAGGUCAAGCUGCGUGAAAAGCUUGAAAGCGACAUCAGCGAGUUGGAGCAACAGGAGAGGGAAGCAACCAAGUUGAAGUUUAUCUUUGGACAAUCUCAGCAAGAAAACGCUAGGCUGGAGGAGCUGGUUGCUAACCUGAGACUGGAGAACCAUGAGCUACAGAACAAGGCUGCUCGUUACGAGCGCGAGUUCAACGAGGCGCGUGAAACCAGUCGCACCGAAAUCCAGCGGACUAGGACUUCCCUGGAGGCAGACCUGGAAGCCGCUAACAGUCAAGUCAACAUUGUCCGUGCUGAGCUGGAGGCACAGAUUAUUCGCCUUCAGAGCCAGUUGGAUAAUGUCCGCCUAGACACUGACACGGCGCGGGAGCGCUAUGAGUUGUUGCUAGAGGAAGCCAGCGAAACCAAGGCCAGCGCUUUGGCGGCCGCAGCUGAAGCUAAGGAACGUGCCUUGGAGGAGCAGCGGAGAACGCAUGAACGCGUUCUGAACGAUCUACGGGAGCGUCACGCUCGUGCUCUGCACAACUCCACCGAGGAUAGACAGCGGACCGAGUCUCAUCUGAUGGAACGACUGGCGUUGGCUGAUGACAAGGUGCAUCAUCUUGAGGACCGUGUUAAGCAUCUCGAAGAGAAGCUGGAGAUUGCGAAUGCGGCCGCGCGGGCGGCGGCUGAAGCGGCUCAGACGGUCAAGGCAGAGUCCAGUCACUCCCCUGUUGCGCACUCGACCUCACCGUCCAUGACCUUCAGCAAGGAUUCUAUGGUUCCAGAGAAGAUUUCCCCUCAGGCCCUGCGGGAGUCCAUCCUUGUUCUUCAGGAUCAACUGCAGCAGCGCGAGGCACGCAUUGAGGAGCUGGAGCAAGAACUCUCUGGCGUGGACAAGGACGCGCCGAACAAGCUCAAGGAGAAGGACACCGAGAUCACCUGGCUGCGAGAGCUUCUUGGUGUUCGUAUCGACGAUCUCCAGGACAUCAUCAACACACUGUCGGGUCCAUCUUUUAACCAGCACGCUGUGCGCGAUGCGGCUAUCCGCCUGAAGGCCAACCUGCAAAUGCAGCUCCAGGAACGCGAACGAGCUCAGUCGGGCCAGAACUUCCCUAGUCUCCCAAAACUCGCUGAUUUGACUGCCUCGCCGCGUUCUCUGCCUCUCGCCGCUGCAGCGGCGUGGGGGAACUGGCGCAAAGCCAGGGAGAAUGCAAACUCCGGUGCCUCUGAGCAGACGCCAUCCAAGUCAAGUAAUGCAAGCUCAUUUCUUUCGGGACUCCUCACGCCUCCGAGCUCCAAUUUCCGACAAGCUCCUUCAAAUCUGGGUGGAGCUGCCACCACAGGCUGGAGGCGCUCCUCGGAGACUCGGCCGCUGAGUAACAUCAACACGACGCCUAGACCGCUAUCUUCACGCCAGACUGCUCUUUUGCAGGAGCCUCCAAGUACACCCCCACUUCUGCGACGGGCCAGCUAUGACCAUGACGCAGAGCCAGCUGAUUAUGCGGACGCUUCCUUUGGGGAAGACGUCGAGAGCACUGCGGACGGACUAGUCUCUGCGUCGCCCAAGGGGACAGAGGAGGGACCCUUUGGGCCUCAUCUUACGUCGUGA
Molecule: messenger RNA, 6333 nt
Organism: Aspergillus fischeri NRRL 181
Lineage: Eukaryota; Fungi; Ascomycota; Eurotiomycetes; Eurotiales; Aspergillaceae
Product: putative myosin class II heavy chain (MHC)
Exons: 1
Coding region: 1-6333 (2110 amino acids)
Cellular component (GO): cytoskeleton
Source: RefSeq, a predicted model, not a curated record